UAUAUAUAUACUCAUGAACAUAUGAACAUUCAAACUUUACAUUCGCAUAAGAGAGAGAGAAGAAAGAGAGAGAGAGAGGCGAAGAGCAGCGGAGCGGAGAGAUGGCCCGUACUAAGCAAACUGCCCGUAAAUCCACUGGAGGAAAAGCCCCAAGGAAGCAACUUGCUACCAAGGCUGCCCGUAAGUCUGCCCCAACCACUGGUGGAGUUAAGAAGCCUCACCGUUAUCGCCCUGGUACUGUUGCUCUCCGUGAAAUCCGCAAGUAUCAGAAGAGUACUGAGCUAUUGAUCAGGAAGCUUCCGUUCCAAAGGCUUGUUCGUGAAAUUGCGCAGGACUUCAAGACUGAUUUGCGUUUCCAGAGCCACGCAGUGUUGGCGCUUCAGGAGGCAGCAGAGGCUUAUCUGGUGGGACUGUUUGAGGACACCAACCUGUGCGCGAUCCAUGCCAAGCGUGUUACCAUCAUGCCCAAAGACAUUCAGCUCGCUCGUAGGAUCAGGGGUGAGCGUGCCUAAUUAAUUAAGUACAACAACCUACCUACGUACCUAUAUAUAUAUAUAUGUUGAAUCAAAAUCCUUUUUUGUUGGUGUUUUUAGUGGGUACUUGAUCGAUCAUCUCUAUCUAUCUGUGUUCUCUUGUUUUGUUGGUCCUAGGUUCUCCUGAAUUUAUGAAAAUAACUUGAAACUUGUAGUAGUAUUAAUCAAUCAUAUAUAUUUUGGGGUAUUAUUUGUGA
This is a messenger RNA of Andrographis paniculata, 730 nucleotides long. Its product is annotated as histone H3.3. Gene Ontology annotation, molecular function: DNA binding; protein heterodimerization activity; structural constituent of chromatin. The coding region runs from base 102 to 512 and encodes 136 amino acids. NCBI's taxonomy places the organism in Eukaryota, Viridiplantae, Streptophyta, Magnoliopsida, Lamiales, Acanthaceae. The transcript is spliced from 4 exons. Gene Ontology annotation, cellular component: nucleosome. The record is from RefSeq and is a predicted model, not a curated record.